CAGCCGCGGGCGCUGGAGUCCUGAAGCAUGGCAGGGGCGGGGCCGGGGGAGGCGCGCACGGAGCAGGCUGGGGCGUCCCUCGCCCCGGCCCUUUGAGCCCGGACCUGACAGAGAUGUGAUAAUGGAUCAUCAUGUUUCCACUAUCAAACCUCGAAGAAUCCAAAACCAAAAUGUCAUUCACCGCUUGGAGCGCCGGCGGAUCAGUUCAGGCAAGGCAGGUACCCACUGGCACCAGGUCCGAGUAUUCCACCAGAAUGUCUUCCCCAACUUCACAGUCGUCAACGUUGAAAAGCCUCCCUGUUUCUUGCGUAAAUUCUCACCCGACGGACGCUACUUUAUCGCCUUUUCUUCGGACCAGACGUCUCUUGAAAUUUAUGAAUACCAGGGCUGCCAAGCAGCAGAGGACCUACUGCAGGGAUAUGACGGGGAGAUCCUGUCCAACGGCAACGACCAGCGGUCGGUCAACAUCCGAGGCCGGCUCUUUGAACGCUUUUUUGUCCUGCUGCACAUUACCAACGUGGCGGCCAACGGGGAGCACCUGAACCGCGAGUGCAGCCUCUUCACCGAUGACUGCCGGUGUGUCAUCGUGGGCUCCGCCGCCUACCUCCCAGAUGAACCGCACCCUCCUUUCUAUGAGGUGUAUCGGAACAGUGAGUCAGUGACCCCCAACCCGCGGUCCCCGCUCGAGGACUACUCGCUCCACAUCAUUGACCUUCACACCGGCCGCUUAUGCGAUACGCGCACAUUCAAGUGUGAUAAAGUGGUCCUGUCACACAACCAGGGGCUGUACUUGUACAAAAACAUCCUGGCCAUCUUGUCAGUGCAGCAGCAGACCAUCCACGUCUUCCAGGUGACGCCCGAAGGCACUUUCAUCGACGUGCGGACCAUCGGCCGUUUCUGCUACGAGGACGACCUGCUCACUGUGUCAGCCGUUUUCCCCGAGGUGCAGCGCGACAGUCAGACAGGCAUGGCCAACCCCUUUAGAGAUCCGUUCAUCAACUCCCUGAAACACCGGCUGCUGGUCUAUCUGUGGCGCCGGGCAGAGCAGGACGGUAGCGCUAUGGCCAAGAGGCGCUUCUUCCAGUUUUUCGACCAACUGCGGCAGUUGCGCAUGUGGAAGAUGCAGCUUCUGGAUGAAAACCAUCUGUUUAUCAAGUACACGAGUGAGGACGUAGUCACAUUACGGGUCACAGAUCCAUCACAGGCAUCUUUCUUUGUGGUGUACAACAUGGUGACUACAGAGGUGAUUGCCGUGUUCGAGAAUACGUCAGAUGAGCUUCUGGAGCUCUUCGAGAACUUCUGUGACCUCUUCCGUAAUGCCACGCUGCACAGCGAAGUCCAGUUUCCUUGCUCAGCUUCUAGCAACAAUUUUGCAAGGCAGAUCCAGCGCCGGUUCAAAGACACUAUUAUAAAUGCCAAGUAUGGAGGGCACACGGAGGCGGUACGCCGGCUGCUGGGUCAGCUUCCCAUCAGCGCCCAGUCUUACAGCGGUAGCCCCUACCUGGAUUUGUCUCUCUUUAGCUACGAUGACAAGUGGGUGUCCGUCAUGGAGCGGCCCAAGACUUGUGGAGACCACCCCAUCAGGUUCUAUGCCCGGGACUCUGGCCUACUGAAGUUUGAGAUCCAGGCAGGCUUACUGGGCCGCCCCAUCAACCACACAGUGCGACGCCUUGUGGCCUUCACCUUUCACCCUUUCGAGCCUUUUGCUAUUUCUGUACAGAGGACUAAUGCCGAGUAUGUUGUCAACUUCCACAUGCAACACUGCUGCACGUAGGUGCCUCACCAAAGCCCGGUUAGCUCGUCUUUCAGAACUUUGUCCCUUCUUGUCUCAUGGACUCUAACGCCAAAGCUCCUGCCCAGCAGCUUUGCUGAGUCUAGACUGGAAGCCCUCCGUUAGGAGAGAGCCAGAGAGAGGAGCAGGAGGCUCCACCAAAUGAAUUUUUUUAUUGUGUUCAGUACUGCUGCUGAUUCAUUUAAAGCCCCCUUGUCUUUUCCUUGUGAGAAUGCCCAGCACUAGGUAAGUCCACUCAACUUUGGUUUUAUGUUGUCUUUCAUUGCUGUGAAGAUCAGAGCAUUACACCGUUACCCCCUCCGUGUCACUUCUUUAGCAUUAUGGUAUACAGCCUGAAGCAGGCGGAUCUCAUUUACUCGUGAGAACCAUGAACAUCCUUUCUACUUCGCCAACAAGCAGGGCUAUCUUUGUAAGAAAAAAAAAAAUAAAGCCUUGUUAUUUUCUUA
This is a messenger RNA of Tupaia belangeri chinensis (Chinese tree shrew), 2238 nucleotides long. It is a transcript of the gene DET1, whose product is annotated as DET1 partner of COP1 E3 ubiquitin ligase. Gene Ontology annotation, cellular component: nucleus; cullin-RING ubiquitin ligase complex. Gene Ontology annotation, biological process: protein ubiquitination; positive regulation of proteasomal ubiquitin-dependent protein catabolic process. Gene Ontology annotation, molecular function: ubiquitin-like ligase-substrate adaptor activity; ubiquitin protein ligase binding. The coding region runs from base 122 to 1774 and encodes 550 amino acids. The record is from RefSeq and is a predicted model, not a curated record. NCBI's taxonomy places the organism in Eukaryota, Metazoa, Chordata, Mammalia, Scandentia, Tupaiidae. The transcript has 5 exons.